Molecule: messenger RNA, 4162 nt
Organism: Aedes albopictus (Asian tiger mosquito)
Lineage: Eukaryota; Metazoa; Arthropoda; Insecta; Diptera; Culicidae
Exons: 8
Coding region: 660-4028 (1122 amino acids)
Source: RefSeq, a predicted model, not a curated record
AAGUGUAGGAUGUAACUAUCAGCGGUGAAAACGAAGGCAAAUUUCCAACUGAAAUGAUAGUGAUGAACGUUGCGGAAAAGAUCCAACGACGAGUUUUCCCCCUAUGAAAAGUGAAUCGACUUCCAAGUUCCCGCACUUUGUAAAAUAGUGCCAGGCACACGAGGUGGUGAAAUUUCGGUGUAACCGUGAAAACAAACAAAUUUUCGAUUUGGCACAAUUUAUUACAACUCGGGCGGUGCAAUCCGAUCCGGAUCGUGUGAAACCGCGGCCAGACGCUGCUGGCUGCUGGCUGUAAUUGAAACCGUUUUUCCAUCAGAUCCGGAUUAUGUAAUCAGGAGCACCUCAUCGCAACCUCAUCGGAAUGAAUGCUACUGCACCGAAGAAUCGGUUUUUAGCAAAGAAACCGAAUCCACGCGCCAAAACCCAUUAGUGUUAAACUUAAGAGCCCAGACCAGAAGGCAACAUAAUGCAUCGUCGUGAAACCAAGCAGCGAAGAAAUAGAGCAAAGUUACCCGCAUUACUAGUGAGUGAGCAUCCGCGAACCCGCGCCGCGGUCGCGUCGCGGUCUGCGUAGUGUAGUGUAGUGAGUCGAGUGAAGCCAAGUGCGCGAAACCUCCCAAAGGCCAAAUCUCGUUUCACCGCGUAGAAAAAGGCAGGUGAUGAAGAAAUUCAUCACAACCAAAUUGCACGCGGUUGUUUCGGUUUCGGUUCAAGAGCAAACCGUGGAAGUGGAAAACGACAACGGCGACGAAGAAGAACAAGCAGAAGAAGAAACCGCGAAAAAGUUCGUUGAUGGCGUAGUGGAUCUACAAUCAGUAGCGUCACCAUUUGGAUCAUCACCGCUGUCGUCGUCGUCGUCGUCGCAGUCGUCGGUCAUGACAUUGAAUUCACCCACCAGUAAGCACCACAGAAGCCUGAAGAAUAGCAUUAGUGGUGACGGCGGCACUAGUGGCGGUAAUAAUAAUAGCAUUACGACCGGAAUGAUGACAGUAGUGGAGGUUCCGCCUGGUGGUUCACCUCAAUUGGUGCAUCAGCAGCAGAAGCAGCAUGCCAUGAUGGGGCAACCGAUUAGUGGUGGCGGCGGAAGUACGACGACGACAACGACAAUCGCUCCGACGGCUGCGCAAGUCAAGAUGAGCGGCUAUCUCAAGAAAAAAAGAAAUAAGAUGGGCGGCUGGCGGAAGAUGUACUUCAUCCUGCAGAACCAACUGCUGCUCUCCUACUCGUCGAAGGACGACUACGAGAAGAAGCUCGCCCCCUUCAAGGACAUCAUCAACCUGGUGCCGGGCACGGUCAUCAUUCCGACGACGGGGCCCCGCUUCACGAUCGAAACCAACUCCAAGGUGCUGUACACGUUCCGCUGCGACGAUCAUAAAAGCUGUUCCGAGUGGAUUACGGCAUUGCUGGAUAGCCUCAAGGGUGACGGCAGUGGCGACAAAAAGUUCAGCCAUCACGCCUUGCACGGCACCAGAACCAGCAACCUGCAGCACCAUCUGACCCGCCGCUCGCUGUCCUCCCUGUCGUCGUCAUCCUCAUCCACCUCCUCCACAUCCACCUCGGCAUCGGCGGCCUAUGCCACCGAUGACCCAUCCAAGAUGGCCAUUACCUCGAUCAGGCGACUGCAGCACACCGCCGCCGCCAAUCAUCUUCAACCUGCUACUGCGGCUGCUGGGACCCACCAGAAGCAAAAGCAGACUUCGCUCUCGGCGCCCAACUUGUUCUACGGUUUCGGUAGCAACGGAAGCGCCAGUGGUGCAACGGUGGCAAGUGCCAUCGCCACCGUCAGCAGCAGCAACGUGAAAAUGGGCAAAUUGGUGCAGCUGCCCAUCGCCGGUGGUACGGCGCGGCUGUUGGAGAGGGGUGGUGGCGGUGGUGCUGGUGCUGGUGGCAGCAGCGGUCAGAAGAUGUACAAGAUUCUGACCAUCAACGAGGACGAAGACGAUGGGGAAAACGAUGAAAAGCCAGUCCCAUCGUUGUUGGCGCGUGCUGGUGCUGGUGGAAACGGCGCAAGACGCCGAGGGGACCUAUCGUCGGGGAUCAAAGUGACGACCGGCCUCCCCGCCUCUGCUGCUCCGUCUCACCAACCAACCGCCGGGGAAUCCGAGGAAAAGACUACGGCGGCAACCGUAGCACCCCUCAAUGCUAGUGAAAACCCAAUGGAACCUUCCGCGGCGGGCGGCAAGGGAACAGCGACCAGACGGGGGGACGUACUGUUUAACAGCAACUUCCGACUGCACACCAAUCUCGGUAGGAUGCAGCAGUCCAUUGAGGUGUGUCGGAUCAACAGUAUGUUCGGUGGCGGGAAGAAGAUAACAUCGUCGUCGUCGUCAUCGGUUGCGCCCGGGAAGCGAUUGAACAAUCACGCGGUGGAUAGUGCAAACAGCAACAACGGUGACAGUGGCAACGGUUUGGCGGCCAGCACCGGUGAUCUGCGGUACCACAGUGGUAGGAUCGGCCACGGAAGCGGCGGCGCGAACAACAACGUAAUCCGCAAUAACCUACGGGGUACCCCCGGGGGCAGUGCUACCGAUCUGCGAAGGAAACCGCCGUCGGAUUUGGUGACAUCGGCUUCGGCGAUGGUGGAACCGAAACCACUGAAAGAUAUCAACCACAACAAUUUGGCCAAAUGGAGUGCUGAAAGCAUCACGAUCGAGCUGACGGCGAAUGGCUACAACAUGACCGGCACCGGCAUCAAAAGCGUCGGCUCAACGGACACCCUGUACCGGCGGAAGCCCAAUGCCACCACGACGACGGCCCCCAAUGCCCCCAAUGGUUCGGAGUCCAUUGUGCCUCGAAGUCGCAGCCGAAGCAACAGCCACAGCAGUAACCUUCAACCAUCAUCAUCAUCAUCACCGCCAUCGGUAUCGGCGUCAUCUGCAUCAGAAUCAACGUCUUCUAGUCAGCAGAAAUCACUUGGCGGUGGUGGCUUCAGCAGCAAGACCGACCUCUUCCGAACGGGAGAUGAUCGCUCCGUUCCCACCAGGAGGAAUGACCGCGACAAAGUCGAUUCCCCCCUAAUGGUGGAGCCCAUCUAUGCGGUGGUGGAUUUGAAGGUCAAGAAGGCUCGACGCCUCAAUCAGCUGCGGGAGCCCGAUUCGCUGGGAUCAGUCGAAGACGGAGGAGGAACGACGGAGGACGAACACAGCAGCAUCAAAGUGGACAUGGUGCGCGAUAGGGAAACGGGUCGACUCAAGGAGAAGUCCCGGAGUGCUAAUUUGUUGCCGAUUGGUGGUGCGGGUGGAAGCUACGGUGGAAGCAAUGAUUACGAAGAGCUGAACGAACUGAUUGCGGAGAGUUUCGUCAACUUUGGUGAUGAACCGGAGGACUCCAACGAUGGGGAAAACAUCUAUGAACCGAUUAACAUUCCGGAAGGACCUCUAACGUCGUCAUCCACCUCUCUACCAUCGGGUCAUCCCCCGGUCAGCUCAUCGCAAAUGAACAACCUGUGGCGCAACCUGAAGAAAAUGAACCUCAAUCACCUGUUCAAGCAAUCGAGCUUACAGGACCAACCGAACCAAAGACCCAUCCCCGCUGUCGAAGACGAUCUCGCAACCGCCGCUGCUGCCGUCGCCAAAGCCUCCACAUUCAGCGAGUUCAGCAAGAAGUUCGGUCAUCACCGCCGAUCGAUCAAGAACAAAAUGCGCGGCUUGUAUGAACGCGGCCAAUCGGUGGAAGCCCCCGCCAAAGUCGGAGGAUCUCAGUCGGACGAAAAGAACCAUCAGCUACGGAUCAACAAGGGAUCUUCGGAAGGCGGCCGAUCGCACAUGUUCAGCAGCACGUUCGGACGGAACAAAAAAUCGCGCAAGUCGCUUUCAUUUGAUGAUUUCAUACCGCGCAAGAAGCAUCACCAGCAGCAGCAGCAGCAACACCUGAACGGAGUCGGGGUGAUUUGCAAGGCGGACAAAGCCACCAACGAGAAGCUACAUAAGGAGCUGAAACGGCAGCUGUCGAAGCGAUCGAACAGCAGCAGCGGAUGUGACAGCAGUUUCAACGAUGGCAGCAAGAACGCCGGCGGGAUCGAGCUAUGAAUCUGGCAGCACUUUCAUCACGGGAAAAUGUUUGACGAGAACUGUCAAACAUUGUGGAGGUUAUGCUUUGUGGCGUAAAGAAGAGCUGUGUAGGUUAUGUUUUAUGUUCUUUUUUAUUAUUAUCGAUGUUAAAA